Messenger RNA from Brachypodium distachyon (stiff brome), 1064 nucleotides. RefSeq names its product CASP-like protein 5B2. Gene Ontology annotation, cellular component: membrane. The coding region runs from base 324 to 788 and encodes 154 amino acids. NCBI's taxonomy places the organism in Eukaryota, Viridiplantae, Streptophyta, Magnoliopsida, Poales, Poaceae. The transcript is spliced from 3 exons. The record is from RefSeq and is a predicted model, not a curated record.
AGAUCCAGAUCAGAAACCACCAACACAAGCAAACCCCCCGCUCUCUUCUCUUCUCAUCGCAGCGGGCCCCGCGCGCGUCAGCCUCGCACCAAACUCUCUUCUUCCCUUCCCCUAAUCCCCCUUUUCCUCCUCCUCGACUCGACUCGAUUCUCGCCUAAAGCCAGCAGCUAAACCUCGAUUUCCAAUCCAUCCCCGCACGGCGCACCUAACCCCGAUCGGAUUCAGCAGCAGUGCCACACUCCCCGCGUACGCAUGGCCGAUCAGGGCGGCCUCUGAGGAGCGGCGGCGGUGAUAGGUGGGGGCGGAAGAGGGGGGGAGGGAAGAUGAGGGAGCUGCUGGGGGGCCCCGGGACGUGGGGCGGGCUGUGGCUGCGGGCGGCGCAGGUCGCCUUCGCCGCCGCGUCCAUCGGCGUCAUGGCGUCCGCGGCCGGCUUCGCCGGCUACACAGCCUUCUGCUACUUGAUUGCGUCAAUGGGACUGCAAGCAUUGUGGAGCUUGGGACUUGCAUUUCUUGAUGGAUAUGCCCUUAAAGUCAAAAUGGAUCUCAACAAUGCUGUUUUAGUGAGCUUAUUUGUAGUUGGUGACUGGGUUACUGCCAUUCUCUCAUUUGCUGCAUCAUGCUCAGCUGCUGGUGUAGUAGUUCUUUUUGAAAGGGACAUUACUUUCUGUAGAAGGUAUUACCAACUCCCUUGUAGCAGAUUUCAACUCGCCACGGCAUUUGCUUUUCUGUCUUGGUCACUAAGUGCGACAUCAGCUCUUAUCAUGUUUUGGCUCUUGGCGUCCUUCUGAUUUUGUAUAUAAUGUUGUGUAAGUUCUGUUUAUAGUGACUCCCUUUCUGUUUUCCUCUCAUCGUAGCAUUUAUAUAGGAUUAUGUUCCAGAUAUGUAACAAACCCGAAACCACACGACCAAAAGAUGGAAAUGUUGGGAAUUUGUAAGCUCCAUGGAGCUACCAUUUCCUAGGAAUUACUGACUGGAAACUUAGCUCCAGAUACUGAUGCAAUCGGUUUGUCAUCGUCUUUGUGUUCAUUCUUUUUUUAUAGCAAAAAUACCCUUGUUCUUAGUGA